Messenger RNA from Nylanderia fulva, 1074 nucleotides. RefSeq lists its product as uncharacterized. Gene Ontology annotation, cellular component: nucleus. The record is from RefSeq and is a predicted model, not a curated record. Gene Ontology annotation, molecular function: hydrolase activity, acting on ester bonds; zinc ion binding. Lineage: Eukaryota; Metazoa; Arthropoda; Insecta; Hymenoptera; Formicidae.
CCUUCAAGAAGGGCUGGAUGUACAGCAAGACAUUAUCGCGUUAAACUCAAAUUGAGCAUUAUGGAUAAGUCGAAUAAGCCAAAAUGUGUUAAGCGUGAAAAACACAUUAAAAAUAAAAAUGAAAUCGAAAAUAAUCCCAGAGGUAAACUCACAAAUGAUCCCAGAGAAGAACUAGAAAAGGAGCCUAUAAAAGAAAUUGAAAAUGUCCUACAAGAAGAGCUUGAAAAUGACAAUGGAGAGGAAGACGAAAAUGACUCUAUACCAGAGCUCGAUAGUAAAGAGUUAUCAGAACUAAAUCACAUCGAUACUGAUCCCGAAAAUGAACCCGGAAAUGAGCCUGAAAAUAAUCUCAGAAUUAAGGUCAAAGCCAUAUCAUCAUUUAAUUCAAUUACUCUUGAAGAUGUCAGAGAUAUUCUGUACGAAUUACACGAAUACUUUGACGAAUUUCAAAUUGAAAUUGUUGCCUGUCCUGAUUUAACCAGAGAACCAUACAACUUAAAAAAGUCUGGAAUGUCCGGGGAUACAACUAUUUUGGAAGUAUAUACUCCUAAUUAUUCCGAAAGGAUGAUGCUAAGCGAUAUGCAUCAAAUAUUAGACAUUAAAGCGGGAAAGAACUAUUUUCUCAGUAAGCGAAAACCGGGAAUGGUGCUCAAAAUACGCGCUAAAGGACGCAAAAUUACCAAUUACAACAUUAUAACAUUAAUACAGAAUAUUUUGCAUAAGCGCCUUUGGUAUAAAAUCGGUUUAGGUGGCCUGCUCCUAAUACAAGGGGGAUUCAUAAAACUGGGCAAAUUUACAAAGGAUGGCAUGUUAUGGUGCCAUGAUGUAGACUGUAAUUCAAAUACAAACGUAUGUCACGGCGUAAUAGUCAAUGAUCCAGUCAUAAUUGAAGGAAAACAUAAUGGAUUUUUUUAUACAAAUGAUCGUUACAUGUUUCGCUCAAGCUUUGAGUUUCACUGCGACCGAUUUCUCAACGACAUCACGCCAGAAGAGACAGAAUAUGUUGGUUACUUUGAUAUAGGGAAACGUAUGUUUUAUAUUUACUAAAACGUAUCAUUUUUUAUACAUUAUUUU